UGACAUCUCUGAGAAUGAGGGGUCCCAUGUAGGAACUGUCUAUGAAACUGAAGUUUAAACCUGGAAACACUAAAAGCUAAUGCUAAAAUGUUUUGCAUAUGCCCUUGCCCUCUGUGUGAGGCUAAAUACCGGUCCUCCAAAGAUUUCCCCAUCCUAAUCCCCAGAACCUGUGACUGUUACCUCAUGUAGCAAAAGAGAUUUUGCCGAUGGGAUUAAGCAUCUUGAUGUUGGGGAACUAUCCUAGUUUAUCUGGUGGGCCCAAUAUAAUCACACCCAUCCUUAGAGGAGUAGACAGGCAGAGGAGAAGGCCAUGUGAUGAUGGAAGCAGAGUUAGAAGAUGCUGCACCGCUGAUCUUGAAGAUGGAGGAAGGGGCUGUGAGCCAGAGGUUGCAGGCGCUUCUAGAAGCUGGAAAGGGCAAGGGAGUGGAUUCUCCUCUGGAACCUCCAGAAGGAACCAGCCCUGCCGACACCUUGAACUUAGCCCCCUAAGACUCAUUUCGGACUUCUGACCACCGGGAUUGUAAGAGAAAAAAGUGUCAAGCUAGGGAUGCGGUCCAUCCCCAUCGCCACCGCCUGUGCCAUAUACCAUAAGUUCUUCUGCGAGAUCGACCUGGACGCCUAUGACCCCUACUUGGUGGCCAUGUCUUCCCUUUACUUGGCCGGCAAAGUGGAGGAACAGCACCUGCGCACUCGUGACAUCAUCAACGUUUCCAACAGGUACUUCCACCCGGACAGCGAGCCCUUGGAGCUGGACUCGCGCUUUUGGGAGCUCCGGGAUAGCAUCGUGCAGUGUGAGCUGCUCGUACUGCGGGUUCUGCGUUUCCAGGUCUCCUUCCAGCACCCUCACAAGUACCUGCUCCACUACCUGGUGUCCCUCAAGAACUGGCUGAACCGCUACAGCUGGCAGCGGAGCCGCGUCUCCAUCGCCGCCUGGGCCCUGCUGCGGGACAGCUACCACGGGGCGCUGUGCCUCCGGUUCCAGGCUCAGCACAUAGCCGUGGCUGUGCUCCACCUGGCCCUGCGGGCCUAUGGGGUCGAGGUGCCCGCCGAGGCCGAGGCCGAGAAGCCGUGGUGGCAGGUGUUUAGUGAAGACCUUACCAAGCCAAUCAUUGAUAACAUUGUGUCUGAUCUCAUUCAGAUUUAUACCAUGGACACAGAGAUCCCCUAAGGCCCUGGUCCAGGCCUGCCCAAAGAGAAGUCCGUGACGCUCGGCGGCCUGGGGAUGGCACCGCCACAGGGCCGUGAACGCCGGCCCCCAGAGGACCAGCUGGAAGGGCUGGCGAAGGCGAUGACUGUCCCCGGCAGCCGCGGUCUGGACAGUGACAGGAGCCACGCCUCCAGCGGGCGGGCUGGGAGCGCACCGCGAGGGGCUGCCGAGAGGGGCUGCCGAGGCCAGGCGCCACGCCUGCUUUUGUCCUUUGAGAGGACCUGACUGCCGUCGAGGGUGAUGUCAUCGGAAGGAAAAUCAAAGAAAGGAUGGGACUGAGCCCCUGGGGAUUUUUUAAAAGCCUGAUUUAUAGAAUGAAUGAAUGUGCGACAUAGAUGGAACUUUAUUUUGUGUAAUAAAAGAUACAAAUGAA
Physeter macrocephalus (sperm whale) is the source of this 1580-nucleotide messenger RNA. It is a transcript of the gene CCNQ, whose product is annotated as cyclin Q. Gene Ontology annotation, cellular component: nucleus. The record is from RefSeq and is a predicted model, not a curated record. Gene Ontology annotation, biological process: regulation of transcription by RNA polymerase II. The coding region runs from base 548 to 1168 and encodes 206 amino acids. The transcript is spliced from 5 exons. Lineage: Eukaryota; Metazoa; Chordata; Mammalia; Artiodactyla; Physeteridae. Gene Ontology annotation, molecular function: cyclin-dependent protein serine/threonine kinase regulator activity.